ACGAAUGAAUCUACCUCUAGCACAUCGUCACCCUCACCAGCAACCUCACAAGCACAAUCAUCUUCUACCACGACGUCGACAAUGACCACGAUUGAUACAGUUACUCCGACAAUAACAGCAACAAUGACAACGAACAGUGUUUCAAAAACUGAGUCAGCAACAACUGCAAAAAAUGAUCCAGAUUCGACAACAUCAGUAGUAGUUGUUAAUGUUCCGGGAAAAUCUGGUACUCAGAAAUCCUCAAAUGCUACUGGAACGCCCGCAUUUAAUUCUUCAGAUGUUAUCACAUUUCCAGCUCAUUUUCUUGAAGGAUAUCUUAUCAUUUUUUUGUUUACUUUUAUAUUGAUGAAUGAAUCAUGA
This is a messenger RNA of Ambispora leptoticha, 360 nucleotides long. The record is from the annotation of a GenBank genome assembly. NCBI's taxonomy places the organism in Eukaryota, Fungi, Glomeromycota, Glomeromycetes, Archaeosporales, Ambisporaceae.